Molecule: messenger RNA, 5568 nt
Organism: Cinclus cinclus
Lineage: Eukaryota; Metazoa; Chordata; Aves; Passeriformes; Cinclidae
Product: probable ATP-dependent RNA helicase DDX6
Exons: 13
Coding region: 1915-3366 (483 amino acids)
Biological process (GO): cytoplasmic stress granule assembly; P-body assembly
Cellular component (GO): P-body; cytoplasmic stress granule
Molecular function (GO): ATP binding; mRNA binding; RNA helicase activity
Source: RefSeq, a predicted model, not a curated record
CACCGCUCGGCCCCGGAGCUCUGCAGUGCGGCCCGGGCUCACCGGGCGCAUUGAGCACUUCUGGGCCUCCCUUUGUGCCGGGUGCAGCCGACGGGAAGGGAAAGGUCCGGAGCUGCUGCCCCGGCCGCCCGCCCGCGCCCGGAGAGCAGAGAUAGGCGACGGAGGCCCUUUUUUUCCAGUCCCUUGAUUUGCGUAAUGGUGGCGUCUCUUUUAUCGGAACGGGGAGAUUUGUUGGGAUCCGUGAGGCUGUGCGUUAUUUUUAACCUAUGUUCUUGUAAAGGAUUGUUACGAGCAUGAGGGCAUAGGGGACUGAGAGGUUUCAUUUCCUACACUAUUUGAGAACUUGGGAUUGGUAGUCGGGUCUCAUUGCCAGAGAGCCAGUCAGCGUCUCUGGCUACCUUCGUAACUCGUCUUGUUUUUACGAAGUUAAUGGCCAAGUGAAAUAUAUCUUCCAAGAUGCCUUGAAAAUUAGCUACCAGAAAAUCCUAGUAUCGCAAACUUCAAAAUCUUGCUAGAAGCCAGAAUUGACACACUUGAAAGCAGCUGGGAACUCUGGAUUCCUUUUCUGCUCUCUUGAAAUGCUCUUCAGUGUGCCUUUUUAUUCAUUAGGAAAACAUUUAUUUUGCUGUGAAUGCCGAGGUUAGGAGGCAUUAGUGUGAUGUUUUUUCCUUUGUGUUUUCCCAAGAUGCAGAUGCUCAAGGCAUGCCUACUUUUUGUUCCAAAAGAUUUUGGACUAGGGACGUUUUGUCUCCCUCGUACUACCAAAAGCAGUCUUUAGCUCUGGUCUAUGCUUGCUUUAUAUAAGGGGCAGACUUUGUAUUGUUUUUCCACAGUUUUGCAACCUUUCUGUUACAUACAGAGUCAAUGUUAAGUCAUGUGUAUGAAAUGUUGUCUUCUGAGCACCACAUAAGUUGUUGCUGACAGCAGGAAGGUAAGAUCACAGGCAGAAGCUGGGUAACCAGCAGCGUUAUUGCCUCAGUUCAAGCUCAGUCACUUGGACUCAGAGAGGCAGCUGCUCUCAGUUCAGUGUAAUAGUGUAGUUCCAUCUCUGUUCUGAGUAGCCUUAAAUCAGUAUCCGGUGUAAACCUGGGGGUAACCUGGUUGAGCUAGCAUUUGGGGUUGGAGGAGUGUAAGCUGUUGGUUUGGGUUUAUGUAAUUUAUAUUUCCCAUUCAAACCAAACAGGCAAUCAGAGUAAUGUAAGGGUUUUGUCAGUUCCAUCUGCAAUGUCCACUUGAUAUCAUAAUCUUGCUUCCUCUCACAAACUUAUGCAUAACACUAUUGUUCACAUUUUAGGGCUGGUUGGCUGCAUCCCGGAUGUGGGAGAAUUUGUGGGGGAAUUGAAGAGCCAUCAAAACAAUUGAUACACUUAGUGGUUGCUUUAUGAGAGGGGUCAGGUAGUGGAAGGUCACUGAAAGUACACUGAAAGUUUGCGAUGUUUUCUUUGGUGUCUGAAGAUGUUAGAAGAAAAAGGAAAGGCAAAAAAAGUUUGAUGUAUGUCUUUAUAAUUAUCCCUGAGUAAACAAAAAAGCAAGUACUAUUGUUGCACACUGCCUGGAAAAGAGUUUUUUCUUAAAAUACAGAAGUAAACUGAUGUGAUUUAUGUAGACAAAAACCCACAUACUAAUUGUUAUUGUCUGCUUCUCUUUCAGAUUGAAGCAAGUGAAUUCUGAUAUAAAUCAACUUCAAUAGAGGGCUUUUUUUAAAAAAAAGUUGUUCCACAGUGCAUCAGAGCAAGUUACUGCUUUACUUUUGAGUGACUUACAGGUGCUUGCCUGCAUUGCAAUAAAGGACUCAUAUAUUGAGCAAGACUUAUUUAUCUCUUCAUUUUGGAGAGUCUAAUAAACUGUUAUUACAGUUUCUGUACUGACUUUCAAAGUUUUGAAGUCUAAAAAGACAUCUUUAAAGAUAAAAGCAUGAGCACGGCCAGAACAGAGAACCCUGUUAUAAUGGGUCUAUCCAGUCAGAAUGGGCAGUUGAGAGGCCCUGUAAAACCCAGCGGGGGCCCAGGAGGUGGAGGCACACAAACUCAGCAACAGAUGAACCAGCUGAAAAAUGCCAACACAAUCAAUAAUGGCACUCAACAGCAAGCACAGAGUAUGACCACCACUAUUAAACCUGGUGAUGACUGGAAGAAGACUUUAAAACUCCCUCCAAAGGAUUUGAGAAUCAAAACUUCGGACGUGACCUCCACAAAAGGAAAUGAGUUUGAAGAUUACUGUUUGAAACGGGAGUUGCUGAUGGGAAUUUUUGAAAUGGGCUGGGAAAAACCAUCUCCUAUUCAGGAGGAGAGCAUCCCCAUUGCUUUAUCUGGUAGGGAUAUCUUGGCAAGAGCAAAAAAUGGAACAGGCAAGAGUGGAGCCUACCUCAUUCCUUUACUUGAACGGCUAGACUUAAAGAAGGACAAUAUACAAGCAAUGGUGAUUGUUCCCACCCGUGAGCUAGCCCUGCAGGUCAGUCAAAUCUGUAUCCAAGUCAGCAAACACAUGGGAGGUGCCAAAGUGAUGGCAACAACCGGAGGAACCAAUUUGCGAGAUGACAUUAUGAGACUUGAUGAUACAGUGCAUGUGGUGAUAGCUACCCCUGGGAGAAUUCUUGAUCUCAUCAAGAAAGGAGUAGCAAAAGUUGAGCAUGUCCAGAUGAUAGUAUUGGAUGAGGCAAAUAAGUUGCUGUCUCAAGAUUUUGUUCAAAUAAUGGAAGACAUUAUUCUCACGCUACCUAAAAACAGACAGAUUUUGCUCUACUCAGCCACUUUUCCUUUGAGUGUGCAGAAGUUCAUGAAUUCCCAUUUACAGAAACCCUACGAAAUUAAUCUGAUGGAGGAGCUGACCUUGAAGGGAGUUACUCAGUACUAUGCCUAUGUCACUGAGCGUCAGAAAGUGCACUGCCUCAAUACACUCUUUUCCAGGCUCCAGAUUAACCAGUCGAUCAUUUUCUGCAACUCCUCUCAACGGGUUGAAUUGCUAGCCAAAAAGAUCUCCCAGCUGGGCUAUUCCUGCUUCUAUAUCCAUGCUAAAAUGAGGCAGGAGCACCGCAAUCGUGUAUUCCAUGACUUCCGAAAUGGCUUGUGCCGCAAUCUCGUUUGCACUGAUCUGUUUACCCGAGGUAUUGAUAUCCAGGCUGUGAAUGUGGUGAUAAACUUUGAUUUCCCAAAGCUGGCAGAAACUUAUCUCCAUCGCAUUGGCAGAUCAGGUCGCUUUGGUCAUCUUGGCCUGGCCAUCAACUUGAUCACCUAUGAUGAUCGAUUCAACCUGAAAAGUAUUGAGGAGCAGUUGGGAACUGAAAUUAAACCCAUACCAAGCAACAUUGACAAGAGCUUGUAUGUGGCAGAAUACCACAGUGAACCUGUAGAAGAUGAGAAACAGUAAACGUGUAGGCUUUGAUUACACAUGCCAGAAGGUGAAGCCCUAUGAUCCAGAUCUGUGACACAUCGUUUCUUUGGGGAUACCCUUCUCUUUGUGGGUUUUUCUUCAUCUUUUCAUUUUGGAACUAUGAAGACUAAAGAGCUCGGCCUUUUUUUCUCUUUAAAUUUGGAAGCAAGGAAGAAAGAAGAUAAAAGGAGAAAUGUCUUUUUGUUUUUCCACUUGUUUGCACUGUGUGCUGAUUGAACAUUAGUUGCACUAACUGCUGGUUUUAAAUUUUGUUCUUUGGGCGGGAGGGACAGCAAGGGAAGAAGAGAAACCCUGGAAAGAGAAGAAUCUUGAUGAACACGAGCUUGUCUGCUAUUUCAAAUUCUUUAACCAUUGACUGAGUGCAUUUCAACUUCUCCCUGGUUACUCAUCUGUUUUUUAAGCUGAAGAGCUUGUUACUUAUUCGUGCAAAGUGCCUUAUGCUAUGAGACCAUUCAGAAUAUCACCUUUCUGACACAGCCCACGGAAUCAACAUCUGUUUUUGGUUUCAGGUCAAAGUUCCCCUCUCUUCCCCUUCUCCUCCUUCCCAUGUACUCAAGCCUAGGGCUGGGAGGUGAAAUGUGUUGGUUAUUGAUAAUACUACUUUUUUCUUCAACUUACCUUUUUUUUUUUUUUUACGUAGUUUUAAUUUUUUUUUAUUGGAGGAGUUGAUAUGCAUCUGCAGUUCACCCAAACUGUAAAUAUCUGUAUUUAAAAUGAAAACAACAUAAAAUCUGGGCUGAUUAGGUGCAGCAUCAUAGCUCCAGAAGGAAAGAGUAGCCUGUGAUCCUUUGCAGGAGCCAUAAGAAAAGCCCUGUGCUCUAGCAGAACACUAAAGACUGGUUUCCAUAAGUCUUCAUUAGUAGUUACAGCACUUGAUAGGUAGACUUGUUUCAGAGCCAUGGCCCUCUUUCUUCUGGUGCAGUGUGUCCCAUAGAAAAUCAGAUGUGUAUAUUGUACAAACUUUGUAAAUAUGUUUGUUUUCUUUUUGGGUUCAUAUAUAACUUUUUUGUUUAUGAUGAAGGUUGCUGAGGUUAAAGGGAUUAGACUGAUUAUGGGAGCAGCUAAAGAUGAGAGGGGCUCAGUUUCCUGCAACACUUAAACAAUGAGAAGUGCUCUGACCUCUGAACUGCAGGCCACUACAGGUGUCCCUUGUCAGGGUGGAUUUGCUCUGGUGGGAGCAACAGUCCUGUACUGCUCGUAUGGAAGAGAUCACUUGUGGGGCUCCAAGGCCUCCAAAUCCACAGCUCAGCUUUUUGGGAGAUGCUCUUUGAUUUUCCCCUUAGAAACUUGAGGAACUUGACAAGCUCUGAAGGAGUCCAUGACCUGUGUUCCACCGUGGUGUGAGGGAAAUCCAGUGGGUGUCGCUGAGCAGUAUAUACGUAAGGUGUGGAUUUGGGUUUGAGAGACCAUAAAAAAAAAAAUUUACGUACAUCAGUUGACAGUUCUGGAGCUUUGUGGAAUUGAUUAACUUCUUGUAGCACUGUUUUCUGCCUGGAGUGGCCUCUGUGCAGAACUGUGGGCAGGUGAGGGCAAACACCUAUUAACAUCAGAAGCUGCAGGAAGCUGCUUGCCAUCUACUCUGGUUUGCCAUGAGUUGCUAUUUGCAUUUUGCAUUGUAUAUGGCUGAAAAGUGCUUUCUGGUCAAGUAGUGUUGCUUUAAAUUGUGCCCCUCCCAACAUGCUUGAUGUUUGGCCUGAUCUACAGGCAAAAGGAGUGAGACAAAUCAAAAAAUUACUUUUUUAAAAUCCCUUUGAGCCUGUUAACCACCACUGUCAGGAGGCACCUGGGUGAAUGCAGUCCCUUUUGCUCAGUCAUUUAUUGCAUAUACAGAUGCUGCACUCACACCAUGCUUGCUUACCUUUGAGGCAGAAUUUAAUUGUCUUAAUUUCUCCCCAUUUUAACCCUUUUUUUGAAUUGGAGUAAAAUAGUUUGGAAUCACAAGGUGGACUAGCCAUCCCUUUCCUUGAUGAUCAUAAAUAGAAGCUAGGUGCCUCCUGACAACAACUUUACAAGAUUGAAAGGUUUUUGUGUUCGGGAUAUUUUUCUUCUUUUUGUCAGCAGUGACUCCAUAAUUGUAGCAAAUGCUGCACUAGAGUACAAACUCAAGAGCUUGGUCUCUGUGAGCCACAUAGCUUACAUCUGACUGGCAGGUACUAAAUGUAAACAAUUUUGGGGUGC